Messenger RNA from Coregonus sp. 'balchen', 6263 nucleotides. Lineage: Eukaryota; Metazoa; Chordata; Actinopteri; Salmoniformes; Salmonidae. The record is from the annotation of a GenBank genome assembly.
GCUUAUCGUGUGUCUGUGAAGACAGGAGGCUCCAUCACCAUCCCAUGUCCCUAUCAUCAGGAAUACAAAACCCAUGUGAAAUAUUGGUGUAAAGGAUAUUAUUUCGAUAGUUGCUCUCCUGUUGUACGCACUUAUCCUCCUAAGAGCACAGCUAAGGCCUCAAUCUCUGAUGACAUCAACCAGCUAACCUUCACUGUGAACAUGACUGAUCUGGGGAGAAAGUCCUCUGGAUAUUACUAUUGUACUGUGGUGAUCAAUGGCCUACCACAUAUCUGGACAAAUUGGUUCCACCUAUCUGUUACUCCAGGUAAGACCCUGCAACUCUUCCAUAUGAUUACAUUACUGGUGUUCUGGUUUCAUUUACUGGUAUCACUAUUAUUGUUCAAGUUGGCAUGAGGAAAGUUGGUAUAUGUCUACUUUCUGUUCUCUAUCCAUCAUAUCAUAAUUAUGAUAUUUGUUGUCAGUUGUUACAAAAAACCACUUGAUCACUCAGGACCUUCUUUGGUGUGUGUACCUCUGUGUUCAGGUACUCCAGAACUCUAUGUGGACCAACAGGAGGUGACUGGAGUUGAAGGAGGGAGUGUCAUUGUAAAAUGUUACUAUAGUGAAAUUGGACAUAUGAAGUGGUGCAGGAUUGGCAGGAUUAGCAGUGUCUCCUGUAUGUGGGGGAAUUCUGGGAGUAUAGAUGGAACAUCAGUGACCCUACAGCAGACCACAAGAAGAAACAACAUAACGGUGACUAUGAGUGAUCUGAAGAUGGAGAACACUGGCUGGUACAGUUGUGAAGUGGGAGACCGUAUGAUGCCUGUUCACAUCACUGUCAGACGACAAACCACCACACAAAGUACCACCACUGUGACCAGUGAGUAAAGAGCAAUCAGAUACUGUAUUAUUAAGUAUUAACCUGGUUUUAUCCAGUCUUGCUGGCUUAUCAUCUAAAUCAAAUUGGAUUUUGACCAGAUUCAAAGCUUUUGGGAAUAGUUACAGAGGUCCUACCAUUGGUUUGAACUCAACAGUGCUAAUACUAAUUGAAAAUCAACAUGUUGGGGAAAAUGAAAUAAGCUGGACAAGAAGGUCAUAGUUUAGCCACAAUGUCUUGUUACUGUUCAGUCUACCCUGUGUCUCUCUGGUACACCAGUCAUUUUACCAGGGACGCAACCUUCACUUGGGACAGGGGGGACAUGACCCCCCCACAUUCUGAAAUUGCGUGUUUCCCCCCCCCCCCCCCCCCCCCCAGUUGUAUCAUUGCACCGUUGUGCUUUAGGACCAUGCAGAUGCCUCAGAGCGGUUAUGUCUCCCCCACUUCUAAAACCAAAGUUGUACCCCUGCAUAAUACCAUUGUUGUUUUUACUUCAUGUUAACAAAUCAACAUUCUGAGCUUUUGGGAAUACUUACGGUGGUCCUACAAUUGGUUUGAACUCAACAGUGCUUAUACUAAGUGAAAAUCCACAUGUUGGGGUAAAUUAAAUAAGCUGGUUAUGUCUCCCCCACUUCUAAAACCAAAGUUGUACCCCUGCAUAAUACCAUUGUUGUUUUUACUUCAUGUUAACAAAUCAACAUUCUGAGCUUUUGGGAAUACUUACGGUGGUCCUACAAUUGGUUUGAACUCAACAGUGCUUAUACUAAGUGAAAAUCCACAUGUUGGGGUAAAUAAGCUGGACAAGAAGGUCAUAGUUUAGCCACAAUGUCUUGUUACAGUUCAGUCUACCCUGUGUCUCUCUGGUACACCAGUCAUAAUACCAUUGUUGUUUUUACCUCACAGCAACCCAAGCUCCAACCACUGAACAAUCCUCUUUCUCUCCAACUGCUGAGCCUGUUCAGACUGACAACACAGUCCAAGGACCUGAGGGGGGCAAGGAGAAGGACACCAUGAGGUAAUGAUCACUUAUUCAGCUGUAUUUCACACUUACUCUUAAAAAUGGAUGGCAAUAGAAAUAUGAAGAAACGUAAACUUUUCUGUUUUUCACACUACACAAAAAUACCCUCCUUAAAUGUUUCCACACUAAGUAUAGACCAAAAAGACACCGUUCUCAUAGAGACAUUUACCGCUUCCUCAUAUCUCUGUGGUUGUAGACGUAGCAGCAUUCUAUUCUUGGAUGGUCAAGUUUCACACAUAAAAUGUGUGAAGAGCUGAACAAAUAUUUCCAUUUAGUCAGAACAGCACAAAAAACAUAAUGCAAAAAACUAAUAAUUAUCUACUUAUCUGUGAUGUUUUAUGGACUUUAUUUUACAGUAAACAUAGUCUUUCACAAUCAGUUCCAUAGAUCUAAAAGUCCUACUGAUUCCUCUGGGCAUGUUGGUGGUGGUGAUAGCUGGUGUCCUAGUCACAUGGAAGAUGUGGAGAAAUCAUAGUAAGUAUUCAUUCUAUAAUGACUGUAAUAAAAAAGUGAUACGUUUGAUUUUGGAGAUAUUUUCAUGAGACAAUCAAUAUUUUCCUUGAAGACAACUGUAUUAGCCUAUGUUAUAACCAAUGUAUCUUGACAUAAAAGGAGGAGACUCAAAAGUAUAACUCUUCUAUGAUGAAUGUAUUCAGUAUUAUUCUAGUGUAUCUCAGAGGUCUCUAAUACUGCAUCUCUCUUUCUUUAUUCCAGAGGACAAUAAGGCCAUGGACCAGACAACAAACACCUCAUUGGUAGGCUACACUCAUGUUCCUCUCAUCUGACUCAAGGCCUUGUGGGUAAGACCCUGUCUGUGAAAAAUGCAGGACGUGGCCAUGGACAGGACAUGGACAUCAGAUGGACUUAAAUAACACAUUAGCUCUUCAGCUACAGCGUCAUGUCCAUUGUAACUGUAUAAUUUAUACAUGUUAACUCUAUAUUUACAGUCAAUUAAACAUACCCAGGACUGUAGAGACAGUGUGAUUUCAGUUUCUGGUUAAAGUACCACUCCAGCUAUUUCUGAACUAUUCCAGUUGAAAAAGGAUAUUCCAAGUAUAAAUACAGUAAAGUACAUAUACUUAAGGUAAAAAAAAUAUGACCUGAGUAAAAUAGUUUUUUUUUUUAGAUGCAAUCGCAAAAUUCAAGGGUUUGGCAACACUUCUGGGAAGAAUAGACAAGAAUAGAAAAACUACACACCCCCACACACACACACACUUCUGCCAUGUCAGAGGACACCUGGACCACCUAUUGAUAUGUGCCAUUUGUUCAGUAAAUCAGGUGAUAAAUGAUGUUGUAGGGAGGCUGCAGUGGGUCUUGAAGGUGAUUUCCUGGUCAGCUUUGCAGACACAGUAGGCCUAUGUUGCUUCUCUGUCCUGUUCCUAUUUGACCUGACUGACACUGUGCUGUUUGAGAGGAAGAAAGCUCAUAUCUUAAUGUUGUUAAAACAAAUAGAUGCCUUAUAUUGUGGAUUAUGUAAAUAUCCAAAGGUAUCUCAUACAUGUAGACUGAUGAUGAGUUUUUAUCAUCAACCCCCUUUGUGUGUUUCUACCAGCAGGACCCAUUUCCUGCCAAUGGUGAUGAUGUGACUUACAGCACUGUUGUCCCCAAGAGGAGGAACCAGCUAAAUGUACAGACCAAGGUAAGGCUGCUAUUCUGAUCACUAUGAUGUUAAUAGAUGAAAUUGUAUCUGUGUUGUUCUAUUGCCUUUAUGUACCUAUUCAUGUGUGUUUCCAAGCUGUAGCCUUCAUUCCAUCAUCACAAAUUGUUCCUCUUCACCUCUCUACCUGUUUGUGUGUCCCUCCUCUAUUCUAGGCAGAACCUGAUGAUAAUGUGGUCUACAGCUCACUAGCCCUACAGCUGGACCCAUUUCCUGCCAAUGGUGAUGAUGUGACUUACAGCACUGUUGUCCCCAAGAGGAGGAACCAGCGAAAUGUACAGACCAAGGUAAGGCUGCUAUUCCGAUCACUAUGAUGUUAAUAGAUGAAAUUGUAUCUGUGUUGUUCUAUUGGCUAUGUGGCAGACUGGUGCAUGGGGUUAUAGAUGAAGUCACAUAUCAGAAUCAGUUUUAUUGUCCUACAAGAGGAACAUCAGGAAACAAACAACAGUUAGACAUAAAUAGUCCCACCCACCUGCCCAUAGGAGGAAGAUACAUGGAUCUGUUUAGAAUUGUCAUUGUCCCUGGGAUGAAACUCCUCCUGAAGCUUGCAGUGAGACAUUUAAGUGUCCGAUAUUAAAAAGGGAACACUAUGGAGUGGGGGGUCCAAUCAGUUUAGAUGCCGUGUUGGUGAUCCUUAAUAGUUUAUUGUGGUGUGAGACUGUGAGCAGGUUGUGGUAGCAGAUACUUCAGUAGAUGAGUAGUGGUGAUGAUGCUCCGGUAGAGUAGCAGAAGGAGUUUGGGUUUGACAGACAGGUGGAUCAGACGCCUGGUAACAGACACGUUUCUGGGACUUCUUAGUUAUUUCAGUGGUGUGUUGAUCAAAGGUUAGCUUGUGGUCUAUUGUAAUUCAGAGGUAGUUGAAUGAAGGAAUCAUUUCAACGGCCUCUCUGUUGAUGAUAGAGCCGUCACAGGUGGGGGUUUUGGGAUAGUCAAUGGUUAUUUAUUUAGUUUUGGAGACGUUGCGAUCUAGGUAGUUAUUGUGGCACCAUUCAACUAAUUGGGUAACGGAUGACUGAUAUUGCUGGAAGGAUGGGGGUUCCUUCAGGAGGAACAGGAUGGCUGUGUCGUCAGAGUACUUGAAAAGGAGGGUUUUGUGGUCCGUGUUUUGGCAGUCAUUGGUGUUUAGGGUGUAGACACUGAAAAUGUGUAAAGCUGUAAACAUUUCUGAGUUUUCAUGUCUUUAUGUAUCUCAUCCCGUUUCAGCUAUUCUGCAACAAAGGUUGCAGUGAUUCCGAGCUGUAGUCUACAUUCCAUCAUCACAAAUUGUCCCUCUUCACCUCUCUACCUGUGUGUGUCCCUCCUCUCUUCUAGGCAGAAACAGAUGAUAAUGUGGUCUACAGCUCACUAGCCCUACACCACACAGGUCAGUGUUGACUUAUCUUCUCUCUCAUGUACCUACACAGAUGAUGCUAAUCUCUCAACAAAGAAACAGACAAGACCAUACAUUACUACUGUAUGUGUGCAAUACAUCACUCUUUAGCCACACAUUUCUUAUCCUUAUCAAACAGAGAAGCUGACUACAUUGUUAUCAUUAUUUCUAGAACAUGCCUGUAUUGUGCACCAAACUACUUUCUUUCCAGCAGAGGAAAGCAACACACAGUGACUGACUGAGUGAAGAUCUUGGUCCUAAAGAGCCCUUAUCCUGGAAGGACAGCCCACUCCCCUUCCGUGUCACAACAUGAGUCAUGACUAUCUAUCUGCCUCCAGUAUGCUUCUUCCCACACCUCCUAACCCACCCCUGUCUCCUUGUUGUGUCCAUAAACUACUGAAGACAGUCUGCUGUGCUUGUUUUGAUUAUCACCACAUAUCUGUUAUAUUAGUUACUGUAUGUCCCGCCCACCUGCUCCAAUGCCCUUUUCCCUUGUCACUUUUUCCCCACAUCACCAUCUUAUUGAUGUCAUGUAUCUAGUCAAAUGUAACUGAUCAUGAUCAAAUGUGUAUAAUAAAUAUACAAGCUGUGUAAAAAAGGAAAAAGUUAAUGCUGAAUGGAAAAUGGAUUGAAAUAAGUAUUAGUAUUUAAAAAGUAGGUUAAAACUAGUCCAUAGAAUGUAGUAGUUUCUAUCUGCCACUGAGGGGUCAUAUACACUGUAACAGAAGCAGGAAGACAGUUAAAGACGACUACAGCUAUUAGGAAGUGCAGUCAUUCUCUUUGGUGCCUUGGUCCUUGACACACACAUUGUGUAUUUGUACCAUAUAACAUACGGAGACAUAUACCCAGAAAUGGCUUCUCAUCUCUCCCUCUCCAUCCAUCCUCCUCCUCAUCUUCUCCAGACUCUCAGGUAAGGGUAACAUGUUUCUAUGAAGUGCUGAAGUUGAGGUCAGGGACUGGGACUGGACACAUGCUGACACUCUGAAGACAGGAGCAGUAGCUUGUCUUAUCAAUACACUUCCUGUAUUAUGUGUGUUAUAGUCCAGAUGGAAUGUCAUUUUACUGCUGUGAGAAUUUUAUUGAAUUCCAAUCUAAUGUGUUUUCUGUUGUUGUGUCUACAGGUGCUUAUCGUGUGUCUGUGAAGACAGGAGGCUCCUCCACCAUCCCAUGUCGCUAUAUUCAGGAAUACAAAACCCAUGUGAAAUACUGGUGUAAAGGAGACUCUUUUUAUAGUUGAUCCCCUGUUGUACGCUCUGACCCUCCUAAGCGCACAGAUAAGGCCUCAAUCUCUGAUGACAACAACCAGCAAAGGAUCACUGUGACCAUGCCUGAUCUGGAGCCAGAGGACUCUGUUCACAUC